GCAUUCUGCAUUCGGCGCGGUUCGUAAAUUGCAAUUAAUAAAUUGUCCUCCGAUUACCCCAGUCAAUUGUCAUUAUUAUUUGUUAAUUAAUUGCCACUCGAUCGAAUUAUAUUGAAGAACACAAAAUCAAAUGGACCGUGUGAUUCAUCCAAUCGGUUUAGCUUAAGACGCAUUAUUAGAAUAUAAUCAGAUAUGUGGCUUACAAAAAUACGUCCAAUUUUGGGUUACGGGUUACAUUCAAGACAAAUCUUAUUAAAAAACCAUGGAAAAUUUAACACAUUGACUGUAUUUCCGAUUGAAAAAUUUGAUCAUCGUCGUACUUAUAAGAAUUUUGGUCAUAAGAGAGAUGCUCCAGAACAUCCUUUAAAACAAUUUUACAUUUUUGUGUUCAUAAGCUUUAUAAUUUAUAAUUUUAUCAAUUGGGAGAAAGUUGCUGAGGUAGUAUUUCCUCCUGUGGAUGCUGACAGCAAUGUCGAUACUACUGAAAAUCCAGUACAAGAAAUUCUAGAAGAAACUGUUGACAAAAAAAAAAAAAAACCUAAGCAAAAAGUUGGAUUUCGUGACCGAAAGAUAAUAGAAUAUGAGAACAGGAUACGUCAUUUUUCAACGCCAGACAAGGUUUUUAGAUAUUUUGCUACCUUACAAGUAACACAUAUGCAUUCUAAUGGACAAGAAACGCAUGAAGUAUUUAUGACACCAGAUGACUUCCUCCGGUCUAUGACACCAGGCAUUAAACAGCCGGAUGGACUUGGUCUUGAUCAAUAUAAAAAAUAUGACCCAAAAAAUACACACAUGAAAUUAGAAUUGGCAUUAAAUGAAGAUAGUAUAUUUUAUAAACUUGGAAGUUCUGGUUUAAUAACUUUUUCGGACUACAUAUUUUUACUAACUGUAUUGUCAACAUCAAAAAGACAUUUUGAAAUUGCAUUUAGAAUGUUUGAUUUAAAUGGUGAUGGUGAUGUAGACUGUGAAGAAUUUGAAAAGGUUGCUACCUUAAUCCGACAUCAGACGAGUAUUGGAAGUCGUCAUAGAGAUCAUGCUAAUACUGGAAAUACAUUUAAGGGAGUCAAUUCAGCAUUAACAACAUAUUUUUUUGGUGAAAAUCUUGAUGAAAAACUAACUAUAGAGAAAUUCCUCGAUUUUCAACAACAACUACAGACAGAAAUUUUAGGUUUAGAGUUUCAACGAAAAGGCCCUAGUGAAGACGGUACCAUAACAGAAGUUGAAUUUACUGAUCUACUUUUAGCCUAUGCAGGAUAUGCACCAAAAAAGAAAGCACGCAUAAUUAAACGAGUGAAAAAAGUAUUUAAAGAAAACACUCAAGGCAUUAGUGAAGAAGAUUACUUACAUUUUUUUCAUUUUUUGAAUAAUAUUAAUGAUGUAGAUACAGCUCUUACAUUUUAUCAUAUUGCAGGAGCAUCAAUUGAUCAAGCCACUUUAAAACAUGUAGCAAAAACUGUAGCUCACGUUGACUUAAAUGACCAUUUGAUCAAUGUAAUUUUCACAAUAUUUGAUGAAAACCUUGAUGGACAAUUAAGCAAUCGAGAAUUUGUUGCUGUUAUGAAAAACCGUUUAUUGAGAGGUCUGGAGAAACCAAAAGAUACCGGUUUUGUGAAGUUCAUUCAAUCUGUUGGCAAAUGUGCUCAAGAGAGUACUCCUAGUGUUUUUGACUUGUAAAAUCCUUUGUUAUUAUUAAUUAAGUUAGAAUAUAGUUUUAUUAAUAUAAAUGUA
Messenger RNA from Rhopalosiphum maidis (corn leaf aphid), 1728 nucleotides. RefSeq names its product calcium uptake protein 1 homolog, mitochondrial-like. Gene Ontology annotation, biological process: mitochondrial calcium ion homeostasis; calcium import into the mitochondrion. Gene Ontology annotation, cellular component: uniplex complex. Gene Ontology annotation, molecular function: calcium ion binding. Lineage: Eukaryota; Metazoa; Arthropoda; Insecta; Hemiptera; Aphididae. The record is from RefSeq and is a predicted model, not a curated record.